Corythoichthys intestinalis (scribbled pipefish) is the source of this 2147-nucleotide messenger RNA. It is a transcript of the gene txndc9, whose product is annotated as thioredoxin domain containing 9. NCBI's taxonomy places the organism in Eukaryota, Metazoa, Chordata, Actinopteri, Syngnathiformes, Syngnathidae. Bases 96 to 761 code for a protein of 221 amino acids. Gene Ontology annotation, biological process: microtubule cytoskeleton organization. The transcript is spliced from 5 exons. Gene Ontology annotation, cellular component: cytoplasm. The record is from RefSeq and is a predicted model, not a curated record.
GCAACUGCGGUCAUGUGCUGACGUCACUUCCGUCACAGUCUUCGUUGAGCGGCUUAUUACAGCAUCGCUAACAGGUUGAGACAAAUCGUGCAGCCAUGGCCAACAACAUGAUCGACAACCUCAGUAAGUUUCUGCUGGAGUCGGCUAAACAGGUGGAGGAACAGGUGGAUGCAGAGUUGGCCAAACUCAAUGAAAUGGAUGACGAUGACUUUGAGAAAAUGAGGGAACGACGAUUAGAGGCGCUGAAGAAAGCUCAAAAACAGAAGCAGGAGUGGUUGUCCAAAGGACACGGAGAGUACCGCGAACUUCCCAGUGAGAAAGACUUCUUCAGCGAGGUCAAGGAGAGCAAAAAGGUUGUCUGCCAUUUCUACAGAAACUCCACCUUCAGAUGUAAGAUCAUGGACAAACACUUGGCUCUCCUGGCAAAGAAGCACGUCGAGACCAAAUUCAUCAAACUCAACGCAGAGCAGGCGCCCUUCCUGGCCGAGCGGCUGCGCAUCAAAGUCAUCCCCACCCUGGCGCUGCUCAUCGACGGCAAAUCCAAGGACUAUGUGGUCGGCUUCCGCGACCUGGGGAACACUGACGAGUUCAGCACCGAAAUGCUGGAAUGGCGACUGGGCUGCGCCGAUGUUAUUAACUACAGCGGUAACCUGAUGGAGCCACCCACUUCCACGCAGAAACCUCAUUCCAGGUUCACCAAAAUCGAAAAAAAGACCAUCAGAGGGCGAGGCUACGACACGGAUUCUGACGACGACGACUGAGGGAUGGCGACAACUGUCUCGGUUUCUCUCUUCGGGCUACCUCGUUUGUACCAUCUCUCAACUGGCCCUUUUUCCUUUUUUCCCCGACUGUGUCUUUCAUCCUUGGAUAAGAUGUUAUCAUCAUUAUAAGUAAAAGAAAAUGACUCCAUAUUAGAGGAUGUCAUGAUGUAGGACUGGGUGAUUAUGGCAAAAAUAAUGACUAUUGACAUAACAAUUCUUGCACCUUUUAAUUGUAAUUCAACUUCAGCUGGGUUGUCAAUAAACUGCUUGAAGCAAACAAAAUUCCCCCACCCCCCAAACAUUUUCUCUUGGGGCCACAUUAUGGUUCCUGACUAAUGAGUCUGGCACAGGCAUCCACAAUAUCAACACGAUUCUUAACAUACAGUAUAUUAAUUUAUCAAUACGAGUCGUUUGCUGAAGUAGUAGGUAAGUACUUCACACUUUAAUUUGAAAUACCUCAGAUAUUCUAUUCUAGCCCGUUCUUAUAUCAAAUUAAAUAAGUAUUUUUAGUUCAAGGUGAAAAUGAUAUAUGAGCAGUAGACCAGUUAAUUUAAAACGAAAGCAGAAAAACUGUCAUGGGAAGUUAAAAAAUAUAAUACCGCUACGAUAGGGAAAAAAAACCUAUGUUGAGUAAACAUCUAUUCAAUGUUCUGGAGUAUGAAUAUUGAAAGACUGUACUCAUUAUUAUUAUCUACGAAAUUGCACUCAACAUUCAGCAAGUGCAUUCAAGGUGCUUUUACAGCACUGGAAUUGGAACUCAAUUUUCAAAAUCAUUGUCACAAUGAAAUUUCAGUUAAUCGCCCAGCCCUACUGAACUUUUCCAUGCCAUUGAUCUGUCAUGGAUUUAAUUUCAUGAAUUCCAUCUUGAUUUCAGGCCUUUUAACUAUGACACGAGUGUGAAGAUAAUUUCAUGUAGUUUUUACUACAUGGAGACUUUGGAAACUGAAUUCAUUAAAAAAAUAUUUACACCAAUCAAUGCAAUCGAAAUUCAUAUUUGACAUUUUAAGUGUAGAAGACAGAUGAACGGACAUUUAUCCUGUAUUUCAAUUUAAUUAACAUAGUUGUUGCUAAGAAAUAGAAAAGAUUACUUUUUCAGGGCCAACUGAGAAUGGCUGAUUAAUCUCCUGUAAGAAAAUUAAGAUCCACGGUAAUUUCAAGGUAGGUAAAAGGGAAAAAAAUGUGUAGACCAGUGGUUAUUAAACUAGGUUCAGUCCAACCCCAGUGGUUCGAUGAGUAGUCUAAGGCAGAGGUGUCCAAACUUUUUGCAAAGGGGGCCAGAUUUGGUGUGGUAAAAUGUGGGGGGUCGACCUUGGCUGACGUCCUUUAUGUAGAACAAUAAGCAAAUUUUAGCUAGCCAUUCUGUGUGUCACAUUUGCUUUAUUAUUU